Molecule: messenger RNA, 1127 nt
Organism: Helianthus annuus (common sunflower)
Lineage: Eukaryota; Viridiplantae; Streptophyta; Magnoliopsida; Asterales; Asteraceae
Product: glutathione S-transferase T3-like
Exons: 2
Coding region: 57-1115 (352 amino acids)
Source: RefSeq, a predicted model, not a curated record
AAUUUCCGUUUUUGGGUUUCCAACAAGUUCAACAAACACCCAACGCCUUCUCACAAAUGUCUCAACUUCAACAACUUCAACAAUAUCAAGCGCUCCAACAAUUCAUGCAACGCAACACGUUUGAACAACUCCAAUCGCAAUCGCAACCCCCGGUUCAACUUGAAGAUGAUGAUGAAGAAGUCGUCCCCGAAUCACCACCGCAAGAGCUCACGCGAAAAAAAAACAAGGGGAAGGGAAAGAAGGUUGUUGAACCCGAAACCGCGGAAAAACCGAAACGAAGUGGGAGACCUUGGACGAAAGUAGAAGAGGAGGCGCUAGCUAUGGCGUAUGUUAAGGCUUCUACUUGCCCGAUAGUCGGAAACAACCAAUCGGGUACUAGUUUUUGGAGGAAGACAACGGAGAGGUUUAACGCGAUUAUGGAGCAUGGUCCGGCUCGUGAUAUCGAAUCCGUCUCGGCCAAGUGGCGAAAAAUGAUCAAGGUCGUCAACGCCUUUAAUCAAAUUUAUAACCAAAUUUACCUUAAUCCUCCAAGCGGGAGUAACGAGGCGGACAUUCUUAACCUUGCUAUCGCCAAGUGGGACUCUGAAAAUUCAACGCCUUUCCCGCACUUCCGAGCAUGGAAAGUUGUAAGUAAAGAACAAAAAUGGAAGCCGAUUCCAAAUGAGGUCGCAACGGCCAAACGCACUAAAACUUCCGAGUCCGGAAGUUAUAGUGCGGGAGGCUCCACCGCUCGAUGUCAAAUCGACAUAAACGACGACCCGGAAGAUGACGAGGAUGUCUUGCCCGUUCACGAGUCGGAACGUCCCCCCGGGAGGGACAAAGCAAAAAAAGAAGCGGCCGCAAAGCGAAAAGUGGCCGGCUCGAGUGGAGGUGGCGGCUCGAGUGGAGGUAGGGGCGAAAAGGCAUCGUCAAAAAUGGACGACUUGAUAAGCGAAUUCCGUUCGUUCAAACAGUUCGCGGCCGAAAAGUAUUCUCACAAGAAAAACGUGUCGUCCGACUAUGCUCGAGCGGAAGAUUUUAGGAUUAUGCGAUUGGAUCUCGACUCGGUUCCGGAGGAUGAACGCGAGGUUUAUCGGAGGAUGAAAGAAGAGGUGAAAAAAAAAUGGACGUCGUAGAUUUUAUUGUUU